Molecule: messenger RNA, 403 nt
Organism: Ectocarpus sp. CCAP 1310/34
Lineage: Eukaryota; Phaeophyceae; Ectocarpales; Ectocarpaceae
Source: the annotation of a GenBank genome assembly
CAGGCUCCGUCGGGAUGGCCAUGUUUGGCGUAUCGAAGUUGGAGGCGUAUGAAGAACUGAUAGCCCCAACCAUCCUGGAGGGUGUGUGCCCGAUGUACAAUUUCUUCGAUGCAGUUGGAGGCUUGGACUUGAAGGAGCUCUUUAGGUUCGAGAAGCCUCACUUCCGCGAGCUGCUGCACGAGCUGCAGCUCCCUGAGGAGAUCGAAUUUCACAGGGGAGGAUUUCGAGUUUCCACGGUUCCUAUCGACCUUGCGCUGGCGGUGACGAAUUGGCGCCUGGCAUGUCCGACGACGCUGAUCCGGGACCGGCUCUUUUGGGGGAGAGCGGAACAGAUGAUAUGCGAGAUCUUCAACCUUACCAUCGAAGCGAUCUUUGAUCGCUAGGGUCACCUGGUAAACGAGCU